Hirsutella rhossiliensis is the source of this 1917-nucleotide messenger RNA. Its product is annotated as histone deacetylase domain-containing protein. The transcript has 4 exons. Gene Ontology annotation, molecular function: histone deacetylase activity. Lineage: Eukaryota; Fungi; Ascomycota; Sordariomycetes; Hypocreales; Ophiocordycipitaceae. The record is from RefSeq and is a predicted model, not a curated record. The coding region runs from base 1 to 1917 and encodes 638 amino acids.
AUGGGCGACUCCAACAUGGCCCAGCUGGGCUCCGUGGCCCUCAAUGGCACGUCGCCCAAGAAGGUGGCCUACUUUUACGAUUCCGAUAUUGGCAACUACGCCUAUGUCACCGGCCAUCCCAUGAAGCCUCACCGCAUCCGCCUGGCGCACAGCUUGAUCAUGCAGUACAACCUCUACCAGAAAAUGGAAAUCUACCGCGCCAAGCCAGCGACCCGUGGAGAAAUGACCCAAUUCCACACAGACGACUACAUCGACUUUCUCCAAAAAGUGACGCCCGACAACAUGGACGGCUAUAUGCGGGAGCAGGGCAAGUACAACGUCGGCGACGACUGUCCCGUCUUUGACGGCCUCUUUGAAUUUUGCGGCAUCAGCGCUGGCGGCAGCAUGGAGGGCGCCGCCCGCCUAAAUCGACAGAAGUGCGACAUUGCCGUCAACUGGGCCGGCGGACUUCAUCACGCCAAGAAAUGUGAAGCAAGUGGUUUCUGCUACGUGAACGACAUCGUUCUGGGCAUCCUCGAGCUUCUUCGAUUCAUGAAGCGUGUCCUCUAUAUCGACAUCGACGUUCAUCACGGUGACGGCGUUGAAGAGGCCUUCUACACCACCGACCGCGUCAUGACGGUCUCGUUUCACAAGUACGGCGAGUACUUUCCUGGGACCGGCGAACUUAGGGACGUUGGCAUCGGCCAGGGCAAGCACUACUCCGUCAACUUUCCCCUCAGGGACGGCAUUACGGACGAUUCCUACAAGUCCAUCUUUGAGCCCGUCAUCGAGAACGUCAUGAAGUACUACCAGCCGGAGGCUGUAGUGCUACAAUGCGGAGGAGACAGUCUGUCUGGCGACCGCCUAGGUUGCUUCAACCUCAGCAUGGAUGGCCAUGCCAACUGCGUCAACUAUGUCAAAAGCUUCGGCCUCCCUACCUUGGUCCUCGGCGGCGGCGGCUACACCAUGAGAAAUGUCGCCCGCACCUGGGCGUUCGAGACCGGUGUCCUCGUCGGCCAGGACAUGGAACGGUCUCUCCCUUACAACGAGUAUUACGAAUAUUAUGCGCCCGACUUUGAGCUCAACGUCCGGUCGUCCAACAUGGAAAACUCAAACAGCAGGGAGUAUCUCGAGAAGAUCACUGCCGCCGUUGUCGACAACCUCCGCCAGACGGGGCCAGCCCCCUCGGUUCAGAUGCAAGACGUGCCGCGGAAACCAUUUGGUGGCAUGACCGACGAGGAAGAGGCCGAACUGGACGAUCUUGACGAAGACGAGAAUAAGGAUACUCGGAUGACUGAACAUCGCUGGGACAAACAUGUACAAAACGACGCCGAGUUCGAGGCCAGCGACGACGAAGACAUGAGCCGCGCAAAUGGAGCAACGCGUCUAAAAGCCAACAAGCGAACCUUUACCGAUUUCCGUAAGGGAGAAACCGAUGUAGAGAGCGAUAACGCGACGCCUCGCGACGGCAAGAGCAACGACAACGGCAAGGAGCAGGCCGACGAAGACACGCAUGAUGUGAACGACGAUACCAUUGAGGAUAUUGGCGCGAUGCAAGAAGCCGACAAAGAGUUUGCCAGGGACGAGGAGCUUCCACAGCCAGAGAAGCAACAGGUUGACGAGGAUGGCGAUGUGGGCAUGACCGACUCUGCCCCUGUCGAGGAAGCCCCCAUCAAGAAGGAAGAAGUCGAGCCCGAGACUGCAUCAGAGCCCAGACCUGCCGAGAAGCCCGUGGCGGAAGAGCCGGCCGGGCAGGAGCCUCCCGAGCCGGCUGCUGAGAAAACGCCGGCGCCUGAGCCGAAGCCUGCCGAAGCCGAGCCUGAGAAACCGGCUGAGGCCCCUGAAGCCAAAGCGGACGAAGCUCCGGUCACUGAGGCUAUGGAGGUUGACGAGAAGGACAAGACCAAGGACGAGAAGGAGCCGAGUCCAGCUCGCUGA